AUGCAGUUCAAGAGCCUCGCCGUUAUCCUUGGCGCCGCCCUCAUGGUGGCGUCGCCCGUCUUUGCCGCUCCUGCCACGCGCACCUGUGGUAGCACCGAGGUGGCCCCCGCCGACGUCGAGCAGGCUCUCUCUGCGCGCGUUGCCGCCGCCCGCUCGGCUCGUACCUCCGGGAGCUCUAGCGACCUCGCCUUCACCUCCGCAAGCAUCCCCGUCUACUACCACGUGAUCACCGACGGCACCAACGGCCGCCUCACCUCGAGCCAGAUCAACAGCCAGAUCUCGGUGCUCAACCAGGGCUACUCGGGCACCGGCGUUUCGUUCUACCUCGCCGGUACCGAGACCACGGUCAACUCGAACUGGUUCAACAACGUUAACCAGGGCACCUCUGCCGAGGCUGCCAUGAAGAACGCCCUCCGCAAGGGCGGUGCCAACGCGCUCAACGUCUACACCGUCAACUUUACCGGCGGUCUUCUCGGUUACGCCACCUUCCCCUGGAGCUACGCUUCGGCUCCCAAGAACGACGGUGUCGUCCUCCAGUGGACUUCCUACCCCGGAGGGCCGAUCAGCAACUACAACCAGGGCAAGACUCUCGUCCACGAGGUCGGACACUGGGUUGGUCUCUACCACACCUUCCAGGGCGGCUGCUCCAGCCCCGGCGACUACGUCGAUGACACUCCCGCUCAGGGCCAGCCCACUCAGGGUUGCCCUACUACCGCCCCCGACACAUGCUCGGGCGGCGGUGCUGACGACAUCAAGAACUACAUGAACUACAGCUACGACGUCUGCCUCACCCGCUUCACCGCUGGUCAAGUGGCGCGCCUCCAGUCGGCUCUCGAUGCUUACCGUUAA
Molecule: messenger RNA, 849 nt
Organism: Moesziomyces aphidis
Lineage: Eukaryota; Fungi; Basidiomycota; Ustilaginomycetes; Ustilaginales; Ustilaginaceae
Source: the annotation of a GenBank genome assembly